Bactrocera tryoni is the source of this 1668-nucleotide messenger RNA. RefSeq names its product ubiquinone biosynthesis monooxygenase COQ6, mitochondrial (gene Coq6). The coding region runs from base 98 to 1528 and encodes 476 amino acids. Gene Ontology annotation, molecular function: FAD binding; oxidoreductase activity, acting on paired donors, with incorporation or reduction of molecular oxygen, NAD(P)H as one donor, and incorporation of one atom of oxygen; 2-octaprenyl-6-methoxyphenol hydroxylase activity. Gene Ontology annotation, biological process: ubiquinone biosynthetic process. The transcript is spliced from 2 exons. Lineage: Eukaryota; Metazoa; Arthropoda; Insecta; Diptera; Tephritidae. Gene Ontology annotation, cellular component: mitochondrion. The record is from RefSeq and is a predicted model, not a curated record.
UAGAAAUCAAAGCAUUGAAACAAAUCAAAAGAGAACCGAAAAAGACCGAAAGUAAUCAAAGUGCCGCAUAAUUUUGGAAAGCCGCGGUAUCAAAACAAUGUCUGCUUUAAGAAAACCAACUGGCACACUUAAUUUGCGUAUGCUUUUCAAGCAGCUGCAUGCUGUGCGUUCAAUUUGUGUCAGUUCGAAGAGCUACGCAGAUGACCAUGCACAAAAACCGAAAUCCUCUGCAGAACACUAUGACAUCAUAAUUGGUGGUGGUGGACUCGUUGGCACAGCACUCGCAGUGGCUUUGGGCAAAAAUAAAGUUUUAAAUGACAAACGGAUAUUAUUGCUUGAGGGCGCACCGCCUUUCAGAGGCUUCAAUGUCGAAGCGCAAUAUGGCAACCGUGUCUCCGCUAUUAAUAAUAACAGUGUAGAACUUUUCCAAUCGAUCGGCGCUUGGGAUUACAUGGAAGAACGUAGAGUAAAACAUGUUAAACAGAUGCAAGUGUGGGAUGCAUGUAGUGAUGCCUUAAUCAAAUUUCAAGAUGAACAUUUCGCCGCUGAUGUGGCUUGCAUUAUUGAAAAUGAUUUAAUGUUGGAUGCUCUGUAUGCACAACUGGCUGAUAACACAAAUGCGCAGAAUGUGGAGGUACGUAACAAUGCGCGCAUUGAAGGCGUACAACUUUCUGUAGACACUGGCGAUAAAUAUUCGCAAGUGAACCUUAAAGAUGGCAAAAUAUUAACAUGUGAACUACUGAUAGGCGCUGAUGGCGCCAAUUCGUUGGUUCGUAAACAAAUGAAUAUCGAUGUAUUUAGUUUGGAGUAUCAACGUCGUGGAGUGGUAGCCACCGUGCAAUUAGAAGACGCUUGUGAUAAUACGGUGGCCUGGCAACGUUUCUUACCUACCGGACCGGUUGCCUUAUUACCAUUAAGCGACACACUCAGUUCGGUGGUGUGGAGUACAACCAUUCCACAUGCUAAACAUUUGUUGGAAUUGCCUGACGCGGAUUUCACUAAAGCAUUAAAUGAAGCUUUUUUCAAGGAAUACCCCAAGAAUGGAGUUGUUGUCAAUGCAAUGAAUACAUUAAACUCGAUUAUUGGACGUAAUCCCGAUAUGCUGAGACAAUAUCCGCCUGCCGUAAAUGGAGUUAUAGAAAAAUCACGUGCAUCAUUUCCUUUGGGCUUUUUACAUGCCUCAUCAUAUGUAUGCACCGGUGCGGCUUUGAUUGGAGACGCCGCUCAUCGAGUACAUCCACUCGCAGGUCAAGGUGUGAAUUUAGGGUUCAGUGAUGUGCGUGAACUUGUUAAAGUGCUUUCUGAGGCGGCGUAUGCUGGUGCAAAACUCAGUGACAAUCACUACCUUAUUAAAUACGAACAACGUAGCUUGUCGAAGAACGUGCCUAUAAUGGUGGGUGUGCAUGGUUUGCAUACACUCUACUCGACCACAUUCACGCCGGUGGUUUUGCUGCGCAGCCUAGGUUUACAGCUCACAGACACUAUUUCGCCUAUAAAAAAUUUAUUUAUGAAACGUGCUAUUGGCUAAACACUUUAUGGCUUUAUCAAUUAAGUUACUCGUAUAAAUAUCAAUAACAAUGAUUAUCAGUUUUUGUAUUUUAGAUAUAUAGAAAUGUUCUGCUAAUUUGGUUAUAAAUAAAACACGAAAUUAAUACGAUUUGUGGGAAA